Messenger RNA from Cephus cinctus (wheat stem sawfly), 2159 nucleotides. RefSeq lists its product as uncharacterized. NCBI's taxonomy places the organism in Eukaryota, Metazoa, Arthropoda, Insecta, Hymenoptera, Cephidae. The record is from RefSeq and is a predicted model, not a curated record. The transcript is spliced from 8 exons. The coding region runs from base 16 to 1524 and encodes 502 amino acids.
CUAGCGGGGAUUCAUAUGGUGACGCUUCACGUGUACGCAUGCGUAACCCGCUCACAACUGGCAUCACAAAAGAUCAUCACGCCUCGCCAACAAACCCGCAGUUUGAGUCUGAAUCUCGUGGAGUUCGAAUCUCUUUCAUCAGCGAAGAAGUCUACUACACAACUGAACAACAUGGCUAUCUCACUUUCUACGGAAGAUAAAUUGGAGUAUCAGUUCUAUCCCGUCACUAGUGGACAAAUUCAAUUUCGUGUGAAGACAGCUAAUGAUGCUCACGUUGCUCUUACUACUGGUCCAACUGAGGGAGAUCCUAUGUAUGAGGUCUUCAUUGGCGGUUGGGGUAACAGCAAAUCUGUAAUACGUAAGAAUAGAUCCAAACCGGAAGUUGCUGAAGUUGAAACACCUGGUAUAUUAACUGCCGAUGAAUUCCGUGGUUUUUGGAUCAGAUGGGACGGUGGUAACAUCACCGUGGGUAAGGAAGGCGAGGGCAGUCCGUUUUUGAGUUAUCAAGAUCCGGAACCAUUUGGAAUUGGUUACUUUGGUGUUUGCACCGGUUGGGGCGCUACUGGCGAGUGGCUCAUUGAAGGUCGUAAAACAUUGAGAACCCCCGACGAGCUGUCCUACAAAUUUCAUCCUGUAAGAAGUGGAGCAGUGUCAAUUGAAGUGAAGGCCAAGAGCAAUGCUCAUAUCGCCCUGACAAACGCCAAAGGCGAGACAAGUCCAAUGUAUGAAAUUAUGAUCGGCGGAUGGGAAAAUUCAGCGUCUGUCAUCAGAUACAAUCGCACGCAGCCCGACAAGGUGCGCGUAGAUACAAAGGGCAUUCUGAAUUCCAAUGAAUACAAGAAAUUCUCUAUCUCUUGGCUCGAUGGCCAUAUUGUGGUCAAAACCGGAAAUCAGAGUGGUCCAGUGCUUCUGGACUGGCACGAUCCCAAUCCUAUAGGCGUGAGCUAUAUCGGUGUACGUACUGGUUGGGGUUCUACGGGCAAUUGGAAUCUUCGAUUCGAACCUCAUGCAGCUCAUGGUGGCUCAGGAGCAGCAACUCCCAGUAAACAUCCACAAAGACCUUCCGCGCCAUCAGCUCCGGCAGCAUUCCAAGCGGGAACUGCAUGCUGGGUAGACGCUUCCGGCGGUAUGGUACCUCCUGGUGCAAUUGUAGGAGGACAGGACGACGAGCCGUUGUACGUUGGUCGUGCCUAUCACGAGGGUGCUCUUAUACCUGGCAAGGUCAAGCCAGGUCAUGCUGUAUGUUACAUACCAUGGGGCGGUGCCGAGCAUGGAAAAUCUGACUACCAAGUUCUCUGUGGAGGAAACGUAGCGUGGAUACCAACCUCUGGAGGAAAUGUUCCACCAAAUGCUAUUCCUGGUGGCGAAACCGAAGACGGUGAACCUCUCUUCAUUGGACAUGUUACGCACGAGGAUGGCGUUGUUACCGUUGGAAAGGUACAACCGUCCCACAAGGUGCUCUACGUUCCAUAUGGUGGUGGUGAAGUCGGAUUCGACGAGUAUGAAAUUCUGGUUUCCCAUUAAAAGCGAUAUGAAAGCAUUCUGAACCUUGUCGCUGAAACAUUGCCGAUUACCACCGAUGAAUUUUGGAAUUCAGGAAGAUUCAAACAACGUUUUUAAAUAGAUUGUGGAUUUUGAUCUGUCGCAUAUUGUACAACGAGAAAAGAACCGCAAGUGUCUUACGCAAUCGCGGACGUAUUAUUUAUUUAGAAAACUAUAUAUAUAUGUAUGUAUGUACUUGUUAUUAAAUAUCACAAAGAUAUUCUACAUGAAACAUAAUAUACGUACGAUAUCGAAGACGUACAGUGAAAUUCUAUUCCAGCGUUCAUCGAUUGCGAAUCGUCUUUGCAACAAUAGCAGCUUUCGCAUAUAUAUAUAUAUAAAUAUAUAUGUGUAGAUAUAUAUCCCUGAGGAAACAAUAGCGCCGUAGAGAUGGCGAUUGCCAUGCAAUUAUAUUGCUCGGUUAAUGUUGUUAAUCACCUACAAACCCACCAUGCACAAGAAGAAAUGUUAUUUAAUUAUAUUAUGCGGCGACAUGUAAACAUAUAUUUUACCUUGAUAUACGCGUAGCUUUUAACGCACAAGAAGUAUUGCUUUGUCAAAAAUAUUUUGCAAUUGUAUACUAUAACUUAAGGAUAAAUAUAUAUGAAUAAAAUACA